Molecule: messenger RNA, 8256 nt
Organism: Symbiodinium sp. CCMP2456
Lineage: Eukaryota; Dinophyceae; Suessiales; Symbiodiniaceae
Source: the annotation of a GenBank genome assembly
AUGGCACAGGGAGGUGCCGCCGAUCUUCCGAUACCGGAGGAUGACGAGGACGACGACCUGCAGCAGGAGGGCGAGGCUGCAGACGAAGAAGCGGAAUACGAGCAGCUCCGCCAGUGGAUGCGGCACCGGGCACAUGAUCGCCGCGGAGAACGACCGUCAAGACGGUCAAGGGAGCAGAGCCGCCGAAGGACAGACGAUGACGAGGAUGAUCAAGGCGGUGACUUCAGGACCAACGCAGGUCCACCGCCACCGUGGGACGGAACCGAGUACCCGUUUGAGGAUUUCAAGCAUCUUGCAAAGAAUCCGAAGUGGCUGAACGACCCAACGAAUGCCGAGACCCUGCUCCAGCAGAUGGAUGCUCCGGAGUACUACGGUGACGACCAGGAGGAGCACCUCUUGGCUUCAUUGUCAAGGAUCACCUACCACCUUAAGCGCCAAAGGACUGAGAAUGCCCGCCAGUUCUUGGCCCGGUGGGAGGCGGCCGAACGGAAGGUGCAAGAGCACCGAGUCAAUCUUCCUUCGAUUUACAAAGGUUUUCUGCUGAUCAAUGCUUUGGGCUUAGCGGAGGCUGACAUCAAGGCCUUGUUGAACUUCACUCAGGGCUCGAUCGAGCCCAAGGAUGUCAAACACUGGCUGAGGAAGCAUGAGGCCAAGCUGCAAGCCAACCAACUCGGCAAUGAGACCGGGACUAAGAGCGGCAAGCCCACCAACUCGGCAGUUCACCUGAUCGAAGAUGAAGACGACCUCGACGAGGACGAGACCGUCGUCGACCGGGAUGGCGAGGAACUAGAGGCCAUGGAGACAAUGUUGGCGGACUUGCUCGAUGAGCAGGUCCCUGACACAGGGAUCUUUGAGGAGCAGGAAGCUGCCGAGAUCCUUGCUAUGAUGAUUAAGGAGAAGAAGAAGACCUACACCCAGUCUGCUCAGCUGAAGAAAGAUCGUGAACUCGGCCGCGGCUACCGCCAGGGAGCAGCUAGUUCAAGCGGCCGACAGGCGCAAGGGCCAAUUCGGCCCGGCAUGUACCGACUAUCGAUCGCUGAGUUGAAGCAGCGCACCCGCUGCCAGAAGUGCGGGCGCAUCGGGCAUUGGAAGCGUGAAUGCCCAGGGUCUUCGAACGCCUCCCAGACCACUGGCCAGAAGGAGACCCACCUCCUUGAGGUGGACGUCGAUGACUAUGACGAUGCCAUGUUCUGCCAUCUCCUCGAGAUCAUCCCCGAUGACACAGCUGACCCACGGUCGGACAUGACCACGGGCCAGAUUUUGAAUCAGGAGGGUCACAGUGCGAAGGCUCCGUUCUUGAUCUCGUUGAAGUUUCUUUUGCAGGGUGAUGCUGUGAUCAGCCUGGUUGAUGGGAAACUGAUGCUUAUCUUAAGAAAGCAUGCCGCCAGGAUACCGUUGUGCAUCGGACCGACAGGAGCACUCCGAAUUCCCCUGAACCACUUCAAUGCCAAGAUGCUCCGGUCCCUGAGGGAAGCAGAACAACGUUUGCAGCACAGUGCCCAUCAUGAGUUUGAGAUUCUGUCGCUGGGUGACCCCCGGUCUGCCAUGGACUGCUCGUCGCCGACCAACAAGCGAGCACGCCCCGAGAAGGACGACCCGGCGCGGACGGCCAGGGCUCUGGAUGCCUGGCGCAACCUCUUGCUGAGGGUCUGCGUGAUCUUUCGGCCGCUGAUCCAGCUCAUGGUCAACUUGGUCGGCAACUCCCUCGACCGAUCCUACCAGCAUGUGAAGCUCAAUGUCAAGGAGUUCCACCUCGCGCGCCUGGAGGAGCUCAAGCUCACGAUCGACGAGGCGAUCAAGGACAAGACCAACGAGGACCGGGAACUCUUCAAGAAGUUCCAGCACUGGCGCCGCGAUCAACCCGGAAGCUCAAAGAAGGAGGCCACCGAGUGCGAUUUCGAGAUGGUGGAGAAGGCGAGCUCCUCGUCGGCCAUGCAGGUGGCGUCCAUUUCGGAGUACACCCACUGGAACGGGGUGACGGGGAGCCGAGGACGGCGCCUCUCAACGGCCUCGAAGACACCGACGGCAACUUCGACGAUGACCAUGGACGACGCCAAGGUGACGGACAAGAUGAAGCAGCAGGAGAUCUUCACCUUCGGCGCGGAGCUCCUGGGGAACGAGCUGCCGGUGUGUCACUGCAACAUGGUUUGCAAAAUGGAGCUCAGCAUGACCCAGGCGAGCUACCAACGGGUGUUUGUCAACUGUCGUGCCAAGCGCGAGCAGGACCAAUGCAGUGUGUUCCAGUGGUGUCCCCGCCAACCACUACUGGACGAGGAUUUCAAGGAGACAAGGGACCGCAUCCUGAAGAGCUUGAAGGUGGAUCACACCCCCCGGGAGUUCUUGGUACGCAUCAUCCAGGACCUGUGUGGACAUCAGGCCACGAUCCAGUCCGGGUCGAAUGCCUUCGUGACCCGGGUGCGCUGCCGCACAUGUCACAAGCUGCUGAGCGUCGAGCCGAAGACCAAUCCUGCGGCCAGUCCGACCGAGGUGAACUACAGCCCCAGCAAGAUCAGCGAGGCCAGCGAGAGCAGCCACCAGGCGGACUACCAGGAGGCCCACCGACAGAUGUCUACGGCGUUCGAGCUGAUGCAGAUUGACUCCCAAGACAUCCCGGACGCCCGGGAGUUCUUGCGAGCACUCACUCAUGCUCUGCAGUCACAAGUCACAUGUCUUGUCAUCGUUGUUCCGGCCUUGGAUGCCUCUCUGGCUGACAUGUCGCAGAUUCAGAAGCUUGUGAAACAGGGAACCCAGAAGGCUGCUCAGGUGCUAGGAGAUGUUGUGUUGCUCCAAGAGAGGACGGCAACUAACCUGGCCGAGCUCGGUGUUGAUCUGCCAUACCGCAGCUGUUGUGAGGACAUGAGUGUUGCCGCCACGUGGGAGGACGAGUCCGAUUACCUGAUCCACACGAUGGUGAAGACCAAGAGGCCAGCGAUCCUGAAGAUCAACCAGUACCUGAUCCACCGGAAGACGGAGGCCUACCACGUGAUGGAGGCGCAGGACCAGUUCGAUUACCUGAUCCACCGCAAGGUGAAGGCCAAGAGACGAGCGAUCCUGGAGUUCAACCAGUACCUGAUCCACCGGAAGACGGAGCGCUUCAUCCGCAUCCUGAAGACCGCAAAGGCAUCGGAGGACGUGAUCAAGAUCGCUCAGAGGGCGGCACCACCGCGCGAGUUCGGGAUCAACGAAACUAUUGGCAUGGACACUGUUUGGUUGCCUACAGUGGGGCAGAAGCGGAAGAAGAUCGCCCUGAACAUCAUCGACUACGCCUCCCACUUCCAAAUGAUCAUCCCUUUGAAAGGACGAAGCCCAGAAGCAGUUUGGAGUGCCUACCGACAGUGGGUCCGAUUCUUCGGGCCACCGAAACAAGUCUGGGCCGACCAAGGAGGUGAGUUCAAGGGCAGCUUCCGACUCAGGACCGCCCAGGAGGGCGCCCACAUGGAUCCCAGCAGCGUGGAAUCUCCCUUCCAACGGGGACUCGCUGAGCGACAUGGACGGACUUUCAAAAUGCUCCUGGAAAAGGUGAUGGCGGACUAUAACUGCUCCAGCCUCUCGGAAUGGAGCGAGCUUGUGGACACGGCGGUGAUGAUGAAGAACCGCCUGGCGUCACGAGGCGGCUAUUCACCUAUCCAACGGGUGAUGGGGUAUGUUCCCCGGCUGCCUGGUGGACUACUUUCGGAAGGCCACGACGACGCCGAAGCGGGAGAAGAACUACGACUGGGUGACGGAGGAGUGGUUCGUGCGAUGAAUAUGAGGAAGGCAGCAGCCAAGGCCUUCUUCGAAGUGGACUGCGACCAGGCCCUAAGGAAUGUCAUCGCUGGCGGCCCUUGCCCGCAGCAGGACUACGUGGUCGGCCAGAUGGUCUACUUCUACCGAUUGGGGCACUCCAAGAAAGGCGACCGACCUCAUCAGAGAUGGCACGGGCCGGCCCGAGUCAUUAUGACGGACAUGCCAUCAACGGUGUGGCUCAGCUACCAGGGAAACCUCGUCAAGGCAUCGCCUGAGCGCAUCCGUCCAGGAAGCAUCGAGGAGAACCUGUCGGUGACAGGCUGGUUGGACGGCUUGACCAAGGCCAAGGAGGAGUUCGAGAAGGAACCGAAGCGUGGCUACAUCGACCUCUGCAAGGAGCCUGUACCCGAGUACCAGGACACGAUUGAGUACGAGCCGGACGAGGAGGACGUUGGGAUGGAUUUGGAGCCAGCGGUCAAUGUGGACCGUCGCCGCAUCCGGCAGAAGACGAGCCUUGAUGUGCUACGAGCACGGGCGACUGCGGAACCAGAACUACGACCCGAGCCAGCAGUCGACCACUCUCACGGAGGCGCCAUCCGGGCGGACACGACCAUGGGAAUCUGGGAGCGCCUACCUGGACCCGCUCCACCGGACGAGAACGGCGAACCUCCAGCGGAACCCGAGGUUCUCGACGACGAAGACCCGGCCAAGAGGUCGCGGACGCAUCUCCUCGAGAUCUACUACGCCAAGCUCGAGACGCUGUUCAAAACACGACAGCGGAAGGAGAUCCGGCUGAAGGCCACCGAGAAGGAGAUCAACAACAACCUCGAGACCAAGGCCUACGAGAAGCUGGAUGUGGAGACCAGCGAGCGAAUCCGACGGGAAAAGCCCGACCGGAUCAUGGAGUCCAGAUAUGUUCGUACGGCAAAGCCGCUCGAACAUGAUGAUGUCGAUAAGGCCCAGUGUGAGGGAACUCUUUUGCACGGCGAGCACGGCGGUCCAUGCAAGGCAAAGGUUCGACAUGUCAUGAAGGGGUUCUCGGAAGAAGGGGCUGAAGACUUAGAGUCGGCGACUCCUCAAGUGACCAGGGAAGGGGUGAUGUUCACGGCCCAGGAACUUGGCUAUGUCCAAAGCCUUGCGGACCCUUGCGUCUAUUUUCUUCAUGAUGACAACAAGACCGGCUGGGAUAAGCUAGUCGGCAUUGUGUCAGUUGCUACCGAUGACAUGCUUCAUGGUGGCGAUGAGACUCAUCAGGCCAAGAUGCAGCUGUUGAACCAGAAGUACAAACUCGGCAAAUUCCAGUAUGGUAGUGGCAGGUUCACGGGAAAACAGUUUACCCCUCAGGAAGAUGGUAGCAUCCUGGUUGAUCAGUUUCACUACGUCGCUGAUAAGGUUCACAAGAUCCCACUUAGCAGGACCCGGAAAGGCCAGAGAUAUUCCUACUGCGACGAACAAGAAGUUGGCUUGCUAAGAUCGCUUGUUGGCGCCUUGGCAUGGCUUGCUAAGGAGACACGACCGGAUUUGUGUGGCCGGGUGUCACUGUUGCAACAGCAGUUUCCUAAGCCUAGGAUCCGUGACAUCAUCAACGCAAAUCAAUUGGCCUCAGAAGCCGAAAAGUUCCCAGUUGGUAUCCGUAUCUCCCCGAUACCGAUAGCCAGGCUCCGGAUUAGCGCUGUAACGGAUGCAUCCUGGGGCAAUGCCGAGGGUACUGGAUCAACCGAAGAUUCGGGACGGGAUUUUUGGAUUGAGACCCAAGACCAUUGGAUUCGGAAACAUGUCCAACCCCGACGGACCCUGUUUCAUCCCGGAAUGGUUGAUAAUGGCCCCGACUUGCAUACGAUCGAGGCGUCCCGAACCACGUAUUUCAACCAGGACAAUCAAGAAAGUAAGCAAGCGGACACCUGGAACGGGAAUCAAGACAGUUUGGUGGCUGGUUCUGCCUGGACUGGUCAAACUGUGUUUGUUAAAAGCACCAAGGGCCUUGAUCAUACUGAGAUUUCAGAGAAGUUUCUUCAGAAUCGGCGUACCAGUAGCCAGGGAGGGCAUUUGCUGAUCUUUCAUGAUCAGGAUUUGCAGUAUGAGCCGUCGGCCGCCGUGACCAUUUCCAGCUGGAAAAGCUACAAACUUAAACGGAAGGUUGUGAACACCUUGUCGGCCGAGUGUCAGGCCCUCGCCAGCGGCGUCGGAAAUGUUCAUUGGCACAGGUUCUUGCUUCUUGAAGCUCAAGGAGGCGAGUUCACCGAUCAGGACUGGGAACGGUCAUUGGCUAAGAUUCCUUACUUGGCGGUUACCGAUUCGAAGUCUUUGUACGACUCUUUGUCCAAGCAAACCUGCCCCUACAGUCAGAUCGAUGACAAAAGAACGGCCAUAGACAUUUCGAUCAUCAAGAACGAGCUUGCUCACGGAGGUACCAUUAGGUGGAUUGAUGGUCGCAAUAUGAUUUCUGACUCCUUGACCAAAAGCACUGGCAGUAGCUUCCUUCGUCAUAUGAUGUCAAAGGGAAGAUGGACACUCAACGAGCUCGGAUUUGAUACCAUCCAGACCGACCUGGAUUCCUCAAAGGACAAGUUCCAGGCGGCCAUCAAAGAUGUGCAGGAGAAGAUGGAUGCGGAACUGGAGGUUCGGCAAGGCUUCCUGAAAGAGAACGAUGACCUCCGAGGCAAGCUUCAAAAGUUCAACGAGACGUACGAAACGCAGGAAGCUCAACUUGCUGAGCAGCAGGAGAACCGCAACAAGGAGAUGCAGGCGGCCCAAGAGCGAUUGACCGAGAACGAGGCCAUGUGCGCGGCUUCCAAGGUGAAUGCUUCACAGCUGGAGAAGCAGAACGAGGGGCUGAAGAAGACGCAGACCACGCUGCAGAACGAUCUUCAGGGCAUCCUCAAGAAAUUCGAUGAGUUCUCCACACAAGUCACCGGCUCCAACAAGCGCCACAGCGAGUGCAAGGAAGAAAUCGACUCUCUGCAGUCGCACAUGGAGGAGCUGGAGAAGGAGAACGUCGAUUUGCGAAACAGCGCACGCCUCGCCGAGCUCAGCUCCGAACAGCAGGUCAUGCAAAAGCAACGGGAUGCCCUGGAGAAGCUGUGCGACAACCUGCACAAGGCUCCGCAGUUCAUGAGCGCCUUUUUAGAGAUGACUCGGAUUGGCAGUCCUAUGCUGGCCCUGUCCUCGAAGCUACUUGCAUUUGUGCAGCCAAGGUGGAAGAAGAUGAUCAAGCCUGAAUUGCAACUGGUUUCAGCACGCGCCAGAAGGAAGAUUCUGCGUGCGCAGCAUCUGGACAAGCAUUUCCUCCGUGGCCAGGAGGGUUGUCGCAACAAGUACAAUUGUUUCAUGGCAUCCAUGGCCAUCCGACAUCCUCUGACCUUGCCGCAUCGCCGGAACAAAUACGACGAGUCAUGCGUCGCCGCGUUCUAUGAGGGCCAGUAUCUGCAGAUCACGUUGAACGUUGAGGAGUUCUGGGCAGGCUGGGGGCGCGCAGGCCCGCCACCUCCAAUGGCGGAUUCGUUUGGUCUGUGCAUCCCACGAAAAGUCUGCAGCGAAGAUCUGGUGAAAUGGUUACUACUUCCUGUGUAUUCGUUGUACGUCCAGACCGGCGAUCCUGCAUUAGUGGAUCACGAAGUUACCCUCAGCGAGGCGACAGUCCUCCAGAGUUUGCGGGAAGAACCGCCAGGAUCAAUUACGAUCAAGUCAGGGGUUGAACUUGAAGAGACGAUCCACAACCUGGCCACGAAAGAGCUGGAGGCUGCACUGCCGACUCCCCCAUCGCACGUGACAGGUGCUGCCUGCAUUGUCGGUCAUCUCCGCACUUUGGGCAAUCCUGUAGUGUAUGAGAACCUCCGACAAAAUGCGCUGGACUCCUUGCGCUUCUCUGAACUCCGGACGAUUCUCGUCACCGAGUUUGGCAACAGCGUGCCUGAGAAUGUGUCCGCAAGUUUGGCAGCGGAGCUCAGGAGCAAAAACCCCACACGCCGCUGGACGGAGGUUGCACACGCACUCGAAACCAUCGCGCCGGACGUGAUCCUGAACGUCGCGGUGGCUGAAGAAGGAGAUCCGCCCGAUCGGAAAUGCUCGGACACGUACCCACGCUCAUGCAAUGCGCAGUGGAAGAGGCUGGAGCUGUGUAUGGCGCAUGUCCUGACUAUGGAGCAGCAGCAGGGAAAACCUUUCGACUGGGUCAUUCGUCUGCGUCCAGACAUGCACUUCAGUGUGCCUUUGGGUGACAUUCGAAUCUACGAUCCGGACCACGUGCACCUGCCCGUCGGAAGCUGGACAGACCCGCACGAUACCUUUGCGCUCCUUCCGCGGCGGUUUGCACCGAUCUACUUCAGCACGCGGCAAUAUGGUGGCACUGAGUACUGCUGGGUCUCGCCGAGGGAAGUGAGGUCUGACGACUGCUGCCAUCGUCUGAAGCUGCAGCUCGAGAAGCACCAGGUGCCAGUCAAGCGUUUUGCCCACGAACUGGUUUCCUCGCGCUACCUUGUGCGGCCAGACACCUUUGUCGAACCGACGGAGUGGAGGGUUGGCCGGCGAUGA